Molecule: messenger RNA, 1881 nt
Organism: Closterium sp. Naga37s-1
Lineage: Eukaryota; Viridiplantae; Streptophyta; Zygnematophyceae; Desmidiales; Closteriaceae
Source: the annotation of a GenBank genome assembly
AUGAAACCUCCUCUUUUAACUCUCGCCAUUCCUCGGUUUCCCCUGCCUCUCCCCUCUCUACGUCCUGGUCCUCCGUUCCCCGCAGAUCGCGGGUACGAAUUGGAUUUCCGCGCGGCGAGGGAUUCGAGUCUCGUGCUGCAGAAGUACGGCGAGUACCUCUACGACGCAGCCAUCAUCCUCGCGCCUGAAGUCUCGUCAUUCGGCGGCGUGGUGGACGUGGCGGCGAUCCUCGACUUCGUGGACUCGGGCCACGACCUCAUUCUCGCGGCGGACAGUGGCGCAUCCGACACCAUCCGCGAUAUCGCGCUCGAGUGCGGCGUGGACCUCGACGAGAACCCCAAGGGCGUGGUGAUCGACCACCAGCAGUACGCGCGGGUGAGCGGGCGCAGGGACGACCACACGCUCGUGCUCGGCAGCAACCUCAUCAACUCCUCCGUCAUCCUCGGCGCCGCUCCCAUCAAGGGCCCCGUUCUCUUCCAGGGGAUCGCCAUGACAGUCUCGCCCACGUCCGAGCUGGUGGUGCCGGUGCUGUCGGGCUCCCCCACGGCCUAUGCAGCGGACCCAGCAGCGGCUCUCAAGGAGCCCCCCGCGCUGCAGGGCAAGGCGGUGUCGCUGGUGGCAGCCAUGCAGGCGCGCAACAACGCGCGUGUUCUCAUCUCUGGGUCGCUUGCACUCUUCACUGACAGUUUCUUCCGUGCAGUCGUGGACGUGUCUGCUACCUCUGCCGACCCUGCCUCACAAAACGCCAAGACCUCCCAGUGGCUCUCGCCGGCCGGCAAUGAGCAGUUUGUCACGGAGCUCUCCAAGUGGACCUUCCAUGAGAGGGGGCAUCUCAAGGCUGUGAAUCUGCGGCACAACAAGGCUGGCGAGAGCACGGAGCCUGCCGUCUACCGCGUCUCUGACCACCUGGAGUUCGAAGUGGACAUCUAUGAGUGGGCGGGCAGCGAGUGGGUGCCAUUCAAGGGCGACGAUGUGCAAGUGCAGUUCUACAUGAUGAGCCCCUACGUGCUCAAGACGCUCUCGCACGAUGACAAGGGUCGGUUCUUCACAUCCUUCCAGGUGCCGGACGUGUACGGGGUGUUUCAGUUCAAGGUGGAGCACAAGCGCCUGGGCUACUCCACCAUCUCGCUCGCCAAGCAGAUCCCAGUGCGCCCCUUCCGCCACGACGAGUUUGAGCGCUUCAUCCCGGCUGCCUUCCCCUACUACGCCUCCACCUUCUCCAUGCUCGUUCCCGCAGACGUAGCUGCUGCGCCCGCCAGCGGCGGGGCGGGCGGCGGAGAUCUCGAGGCGGAGUUGGCGGAGAUCGGCGCGCAGCUGGAGGCGGUGGCGGCUGUGCGCGACGACCUGCGCGCGGCGGUGCAGCGGAUGGACGGGCUGACGCGGCAACUGCAGUCGGACCUUCUGGGCGUGCAUCGGCGGCAGGAAGGCGCAGUGCAGCAGGCGGUGCAGAAGGCGCGGGAGAGCGUGCCAAAGCUGCAGGCGGCCUAUGCUGAGCUGGCAGCAAUCAUUGCUCGCCGCCCAGGCGAGUUCUACAGGUUUAGCGACCACUGGCGCAGUCAGAACCACACGGUUGUGUCCCAGCUGGCGUUCGCUCAUUGGCUAGACUCUGGAACGCUGCUCUCGCACAAGCAAUUACAGGAGCAGCUACAGUUGCGGGCAUCAUCGUUCAGCAUCGACCUAGAGGACUACCUCACCGGCCUCUGCGGUCUCUCCAAUGAAUUCCCGCGCUUUGUGAUGAACAGGGUGACAGCGGGCGAUUACGCUGUCCCCCGAGUGGCGGCCGCCUUUCUUAACGACCUCUUCGCUGCCUUCCGCAAGCUCAACCUGCACAACGACAUGUUGCGGAAGCGAUUCGACGGCAUCAAGUACGACCUAAAGAAG